AUGAGGCUCCCAGCGCCCACGACACGCGUCAGUACUAAAAUGAGCGGAGGAAAGCUAUAUGAGAUAUUAGGCGUUAAGCCAGAUGCAUCAGUUCGUGAUAUUGUCAAGGCAUACCGUAUUGCUGUACUGAAGACACAUCCAGACAAACUUACGGGGGUGUCUGAAUCCGAACGUGAAAAGGCAACUACCAGCUUCUUACAACUACAACACGCAUACGAGAUUCUCAAGGAUGAGGAAAAACGUGAGAAAUAUGAUAAAUUUGGCUGGGAAGGAGAGGAGGACCCUGCCUUUGCAGCUGCAUACGAAUACUACAAGAACCCUGUAACUACGGAGGAUAUAGACGAUUUUGCUAAGACUUAUAAAGGUAGCGCCGCUGAAGACGAAGAUCUACUCGACUAUUACAACAAGUGGGUGUCGACCACAACAACAUCUCAAAUCCUACGAAGGCACAAUGGCAACCUUACCGAUAUACUUCUAUAUAUCCCAUUGAGUGAAGCUGAUGAUCUAGAGCGAUUUGUAGAGUUCUACGCUAAGAAAAUUGAAGAUGACGUUAGUUGUGUGUCAACACGUGCAAUACUUUUACAGGAGAUUAAGUCAACCUCGCAAUUCAAAAAGACUAGCAGUGCUGGUUCUCUGAAGGAAAUAAGUCAAAAGUACAAAAAAAAGAUGAAACGCGAAUCGAAAAGGUCAACGUCAGGUGGUAACCUAGAGGAUCUGGCGGCGCAGAUAAUGGCUAAUCGCAAAAAACGCGAGGUCGACUUUAACUCUGUUAUCAGCAACAUAGAAAGAAAAUAUGGAAAAAAGGUGGUUUAG
This is a messenger RNA of Babesia sp. Xinjiang, 813 nucleotides long. Its product is annotated as Chaperone protein dnaJ 6. Lineage: Eukaryota; Apicomplexa; Aconoidasida; Piroplasmida; Babesiidae. Gene Ontology annotation, cellular component: cytoplasm; nucleus. Gene Ontology annotation, molecular function: heat shock protein binding. Bases 1 to 813 code for a protein of 270 amino acids. The transcript is spliced from 6 exons. The record is from RefSeq and is a predicted model, not a curated record.